Molecule: messenger RNA, 2597 nt
Organism: Chilo suppressalis (striped riceborer)
Lineage: Eukaryota; Metazoa; Arthropoda; Insecta; Lepidoptera; Crambidae
Source: the annotation of a GenBank genome assembly
GCAAAUUGAACCUUAAUUGAACGCAGCGCAGCUAAUGUCAUGUCAGUCAAAUUCAAUUGUCAAUUUUAGUUGUCAAUUUAAGACGUACGUGUGAUGACCCCUGACCGGUUGAGCGGUAUUGCUCAAAAAAUAUAAACUUAAAUCUCUGGGUUAUCUGGAAUUUCAAAAUAUAGUCAUAAUGGGUCGAUUCUUGACUCCAGAUAAAUUGGAAGGAUUUGAGAAAUACAAGUACAAUUCCAUUGACACCAGCGUGCUCAGCAAUUAUGUUAUGCAUCCAUUUUGGAAUUGGUGUGUUCAGUUUUGUCCUAUAUGGAUUGCCCCAAACCUGCUAACAUUUGCUGGGUUCCUACUCACUGUAUUUAACUUCCUGCUAUUCUCCUACUAUGAUUAUGGAUUUCAUGCCCUAACAGAAGAGAAUGUCACAAAUGAUCAUAUUCCUUCUUGGGUGUGGGCUGUGUCAGCUGUGAACUUGUUUGUGGCUUAUACAUUAGAUGGAAUCGACGGUAAACAAGCAAGACGCACCGGCACGAGCGGCCCUCUUGGCGAGCUGUUCGACCACGGCCUAGACUCGUACUCGUCAGUGCUGAUACCCACAUGUUUGUACAGCAUUUUUGGGAGAGAUGAACUGUCGCCUCUCAGAUUCUUCUUCGUAGUAUGGAACAUAUUUAUUAAUUUCUACCUAACGCAUUGGGAGAAAUACAACACGGGUGUCAUGUUCCUACCAUGGGGGUACGACUUCACGAUGAUCGGCUCGUGCCUGGUGCUGCUGGUGACGUCAGCGGUGGGGCCGCGCGCGUGGCAUGUGCCGCUGCCGGGCGGCGUGACGCCCGGGCUCGUGUUCGAACUGGUGCUUUACUUCUCAGCCAUGAUCACCAGCCAGACCGUCAUAUUGUGGAACAUUUACAAGUCGUACCGAGACGGCACUGGCAAGAUGCGUUCGUUGACGGAAGCGGUGCGGCCUCUAGUGCCCGUGGUGGUAUUCUUCGCGUUGAGUUCCACGUGGGCGGUCUAUUCACCCAGUGACGUCAUCAACCGCGGCCCCAGGCUGUUCUACCUGCUCACUGGCACUAUAUUCUCCAAUAUCAAUUGCCGUCUCAUCGUUUCCCAAAUGAGCGACACCCGUUGCGAGGCGUUCAACAGUCUGUUGAUACCAUAUGCUUUAGUAAUGGCGAUGGUAUUCUACUUACGGGUCUCGCCAAUGACUGAACUAAUGCUCUUAACAACACUAUGCAUCGGCAGCUCUUUAGCGCAUAUUUACUACGGCACUAAAGUGGUAAGUGAAGCAUUUAUUUACCCUACUCAACCUUAUAACCAUAACAUAAUUAAAAAGCGAGAUUGCAUCAGACACACACAUAAUACCUAUAAAUAAAUUUUCAAUCGAGCGAGCGAGACAGAACAGUAAGUUUCAUCGUUAGCGUGAGCGAUUCGGCGAGUACACGACUAUCGGCAACCGAAUGCAGAUUCCUUUUUCUCUCUCUAAAAACGGAGGAGCUGUGUUGUUGUCCUUUUCUUCACAACAAAUGACAUAUUGAAAGUUUCAUGCCGGCGCUUAUGGCUAUUAUAUAAUUGCGAUUUGUAAACUUGACAACAGUUUCUCCUUUUCACUGCCUAUAGAGCAUGAUAAGGAUAACCUGCGGUCAAAAUGACAAAUAGCAAAUACGAAUAACUAUGUGAAUUGCCGGCAUCAUAACAAACCGUGUUUUUUAAGAAAAUUAAAGUUUUUAUAGUAUUACGAAUGAAAAGCAAUGCCGUGGAAUUUUUUACUUGUUAAGCAUCGAAGGUUGUAGCAUGUAGGUUGUUGUAAGCAUCGAAGGCAUUAUUUUAUCUUUUUAACUGAGAAUAUCCGCAAUUUUGUUUUUCAAGUACCCAUGCAGCGUGUUUGAUUGUCAAAUCGUGACAAAAGCAAACUUAAGCGGCUUACCUAGUGCCGUAUCUUCCUUUUUUUAUUUCAUCUAAGUUUUUAACAUUUCAAAUUAUAAAAAAAAUAUUUUUCAUGAUACCAAGACAAGUACCUUCCAAUGUGAUAGUUUUGUAUUUUAAUGAAAUGUCAUUAAUGUAUAAUUAGGAUUUGCUAGUUAUCAUGCAAUAAAAACAAAGGUAACCGAGACUAACGCCCAAUAACCUAACUUAAAACGUAAUAUUUUAUCAAAAGUAAUGUAAUAAAUCAAUAUUAAACAUAAUGUGUCGAAUGUUGAUUUGAUUUAUUAGCUGAAAUACACCUAGAUGAACUAAUAUUCUUAGUUCAUCUACGUGUAUUUGAGUUAUGACGCGAAUAUCUCAACUAAGGUUCGCGCACAUUAUGAAGGGCCGCAGCACAAUGCAAAUGCUUACUUAGCACAUUAGUAGCGGGCCGGAUCGCAGCGCAUUGCCGAAUUUUGGUUAUUAUGUUCUGCCAGACUUCCGUGCAACGGUACGUUAUGGACAGCUCUGACGAAGAAUUAUCUUGUAUUUUACCUGUAGGUAUAGCUAUUUGUAUCCAUGAACUAAAUUAAUCAAAAGCUCUUCAUCUAUUCUUGAGAACACCACAGAAGCACUCAAAUACAAAAAAAACGAGCGAGCCUUAGAGUAGACGCGUAUGAUGUGUAACAUUUGAAACC